CCGGAGUUGGCAUACGAAGAGCUGCGCCAGGCACUCUAUGAGGAAACUUUAUCGGUGAGUCCGUUCCCCGUCCUCUGUGCGUCACCACUAUGAGGGCCAACCGACUAACACUAUGCAUGAUCGGGGAUUCGCAGCUAGCGCGGGACAGGGGUCUGUUUUCCGCGCGCAGCCUGAAUGAGUCCCUUCUCCCGGCUGCGGACGCGGAGGAUGCGCGAUGGAAAGCAUGGGCCCGGAUUCAGUCGGCGCAACGCCUGGCCGCCUCAUUGAUUUUGACCGAUGCCUACUCGGCUCAGGUGUUGGGGGUCGCUCCUAUUCUCGCGCCGGGAUCUAUUCUCAUCCCUCUCGUACGCCAGGACGAGCUGUUCAUGCUGGCCUCCGCGCAGAAGUGGCAGAACCAGAUCGGCCCCGACACCUGGUUGCAUCAGCCACUAGCCGCACCUCUUGAUCCGCGAAAUCCGGUGCCCGCGGGGAUGACGGGAUUUGGCCUCGAGGUCGUCUUGACCGUGAUUUGGCUGUGGAUCUGGAGCUUCAGCCAUCAAAUGCAGAAACCGGCGCCGUGGUUCUUGGAAACCUAUUCUCCCAAACCCGGGCUGCUAAAUGGCUGCUCUUAUAAUGGCACGCCUAGCGCGCUGGGCGCCGCCCUAGUGCAGGCAUUCGACAGCUGCCGGACAGAACUCGAGACCGGCAACACCAACUUGUUCAUUCUCUGGCAUUACCUCGGCAUCUCGCUCACCACUGAUCUUGCCACUAUAGAGGACGCUGCGGGGCGUAACGGGCCAGAUAUGGCCAAGGUCGCUUUGGCAAAACUGCGACUGUGGGCACGAUCGUCCGCCGCGCGACGGGCGUGCCUGCACGCGGCCCAAAUAUUCGUGCUCAUCACGCGUCAUCGUCGCUCGGAUGGGCUCAUGCUGCACACGGAACUGGCGCUGUUUCACGCCGCCCUCGUGAUGGGAUUCUAUCAACUCACUGCGCUCGACUGGAGUGGGAGUAAGAUUGCAUCCUUUGACCUCUUCGACCAUGUUGACUGGACCCAAGUUGGCUCGAUGGGGUUGUGCGCCCCCGAUCUUCCGGAAGAUGCCUCGGCCGCCCAUCCCAAUUCUUCAGCGACUGUGAACUUUAUCCAGAACGGCGGGCCUGUCAGCUUCCGUGGUGCCGAGUAUCGCAAUCCGUACGGGGCAGCCCGGCGGUCGUUCAUGAACGUGGCCUUUCAACUUGAAGAAGUGGGCCAAUGGAACGUUCAAGAAUAUUGUAAAGUCCUCCAUAUCAUUGCUGACACCCUGAUAAUGUCGGAACAAGAGACCGGAAUGGCAUCUUGACCCUCAAAGGUCGUAGGCGUCAAGAAGUGGUCAGACGCCAGGUAUGCUGGCCGAAGCGUAAAGUUUGUCCUCUUUUGCGUUUCACGCCAAAGUAUGCGUUCUGUGCCAUUAGACCUCCCCUCAUAAUCCCCGCUACCACCGGAGCACGAGCGGUAAGCAAUGAGUUAUAGGUGCAGGUGAAGCUCUCCUCUUGGG
Molecule: messenger RNA, 1511 nt
Organism: Aspergillus vadensis CBS 113365
Lineage: Eukaryota; Fungi; Ascomycota; Eurotiomycetes; Eurotiales; Aspergillaceae
Exons: 3
Coding region: 90-1316 (408 amino acids)
Source: RefSeq, a predicted model, not a curated record